AUGCUGUUGCCAUUCCUGGCGACUUCAGCAUUCCUCCACCUGACUGAGAGCGUGGACAUCACGCAGGAAUGGACCAAGUACUAUUCGGCUACCGGGGCUGAGGUUCGGCUACGCUCCAUGGUUCCUGACCACGAUGAAAACUACUUCGUCUGUGGGUAUGGCUCAGGCUCCUUCCUCGAUAAUUCUACGGCUGUCGGAAUGAUUGAUGCAAUCCUCGCAAAACUUGAUGCUUCAGGGAACCUUCUCUGGAGCCGUCAGUUUGGCACUGGUGAUGAUGACUAUGCGGAGAGUGUUGCAGUGAGGCACAGCGGCAUCUACGUCGUAGGAAACACCCGUGGCGUCAUGCCAGGGCAAGAGAAUGCUGGUUGGGCCGACGGUUUCAUAAAGGCUUUUGACAUCUCGGGCAAUGAGGCGUGGACUGUGCAGUUCGGAUCCAGCAUGAAUGAUUAUCCACGGGUUGUGAAGACAAGCCACAUCGGACAUGUGGUGGUGGCCGGCCACACCUACGGAGGGCUUUACAACACGGUCACUGCUGGAGCUGCCGACAUGUUCGUUGUGAUGUAUGCCUCGAACGGAAACCGGAUUUGGCGUGCCCAAAGAGGAAGUAGUGGAAACGAGUUCGCGUGGGCAAUGGACCUUGACACCAGCAAUGACGUGUACAUUGCCGGGGACACCAGUGGUAAUCUGGACGGCCAGACAUUGGUUGGAAGCGAGGUCUCCAACUCAACCUGGGAUGUUGCCCUCAUCAAGUACAAUCUCGAUGGAACUGAGAUCUCCGGGGCGCAGGUGGGCGGUGCAAGCGAGAUCUGUGGGUACGACCUGAAGCCAGCGUUUGCGGGAGGUUGGUUCGCAGCGGCUCGCUUUAAUCCCACAUCCGAAUCGGUUCCGACACACUUCGCAGUGUUGAAGUUCGAUGAAAACUUAGCCCAUGAAUAUACCUUCUCGGCCGGGUGCAACGACGGAACGUCGCUCGGAUGGGUGGUGGAGCCUCAUUGGAACGGCUCUCUCAUGGCCGCUGGCUAUACGAACUGUGCAGUUGCACCCGGUUCGGAUGGGCCUACCGAUGGCAACCACGACAUGUUUCUGACGAAGUUCGUGCCUGGCUCACCGACAACAAGCACCUCCACAACAUCAGCAGGAGAGACCAGCACCACGGUCUCUUCAGUCACAGCGGAUGGUUCACAGGGGCCAGGCAAUGCCACGAGCACUUUGCCCGACGGGAUCUCAACCGAUUCCUCAAUGUCAGCUGUUGCGGGCAGCGUAGUUGUUUUUCUCUUGGCGUCGCAGGUGUGA
Molecule: messenger RNA, 1293 nt
Organism: Symbiodinium sp. CCMP2592
Lineage: Eukaryota; Dinophyceae; Suessiales; Symbiodiniaceae
Source: the annotation of a GenBank genome assembly